Molecule: messenger RNA, 5808 nt
Organism: Lonchura striata (white-rumped munia)
Lineage: Eukaryota; Metazoa; Chordata; Aves; Passeriformes; Estrildidae
Gene: SALL3
Product: spalt like transcription factor 3
Biological process (GO): regulation of transcription by RNA polymerase II
Cellular component (GO): nucleus
Molecular function (GO): RNA polymerase II cis-regulatory region sequence-specific DNA binding; DNA-binding transcription factor activity, RNA polymerase II-specific
Source: RefSeq, a predicted model, not a curated record
UUUUUGUUUGUUUUGCAACUUUACUUUUAUUUUUGAACAGUUGUUUGCAGUCCCCAAGCCCCCUUCCUUCGUUCCCAGUUCCUUCCCCCCUCCUUGCCACCUCCACGUCGCUGAUGCCUCUGCAAAAAUCAGAGUCAAGACGGCUCAGUUAGCAGCAUGUCUCGUCGAAAGCAAGCGAAACCCCAGCAUCUCAAAUCGGACGAAGAGCUGCAAGCAGAGGUAGUUUCUGAGCACGCAGUCUCAGGAGAAGGAGCAGAUGAUGGUGAUAGCGGGAACGAGAGCAGGAGCGGAAGCGAAGAAACCAACGUCUGUGAGAAGUGCUGCGCUGAGUUCUUCAAGUGGACUGACUUCCUGGAGCACAAAAAGAGCUGCACUAAAAACCCCCUGGUGCUGAUUGUCAAUGAAGAUGAACCAGCUCCACCACCUGCUGAGGAAUUCCCUGAUCCCUCGCCUGCGAGCUCUCCCAGUGACCAGGCAGAGAGUGAAGCUGCUGAAGAAGGCGUCCAGGCAGAAAACAAUGACAGCUCUGAGGUAAAAAACACAGAAAAGGAAGAAGAGCCAAUGGAGGUAGAAACUUCUGCAGAGAAAAGUUUCCAGAAUCAACGCACCUCAAACACAGCUACUCCUCUACCUCAGAUCCCUGAACCAUCUUCCAUGACAAGCUAUAACAUGCCAAACACUAACGUCACACUAGAGACUCUGCUGAGCACGAAAGUGGCAGUCGCGCAGUUCUCGCAGAGUGCACGGGCCACUACUUCCACGAGCAUCAGCAGUGGGGUGACGGCUGUGGCCAUCCCCAUGAUUCUAGAGCAGCUCAUGGCCCUGCAGCAGCAGCAGAUUCACCAGCUCCAGCUGAUCGAGCAGAUCCGCAGUCAGGUGGCGAUGAUGAACCGCCAGCCUCUGCGACCGUCCCUCAACCAGAUCGUGGCCGCCCAGGGUGGUCCUGGGCAAGCCUCCAACCAGCUGCAGGGGUUUGCCACCAGCGCUGCUGUCCAGCUCACUGCAGUCAUUCCUUCUGCCAUUGUGGGGCAGGCCACUAGUGGUCAGUCCACUGCCUUCGACAGCUCUCAGCACAUCUCGAGACCUACAUCUGGAAAAAGUACACCCAAUAUAUCCAGCAGUGGCUCUUCUGCCCUGCCUGAAUCAGGUGUAUCUUCCUCCUCAAACGCAAUUACGUCCAUAACUCCCAUUUCUGUGUCAAAUGCUAAUAGUGCUUCACAGCCCCAGAAUGGUUCAACUCUACCUUCAAUAGGACAUGGAAGCCUCACCUCGGUAUCCAGCCUGCCAAACCCACUUCUACCUCAGACUUCAUCAAAUAGCGUGAUCUUCCCCAAUCCGCUGGUUAGCAUUGCCGCAACUGCUAACGCGCUCGAUCCUCUGUCCGCCCUUAUGAAGCACCGCAAAGGAAAGCCACCAAAUGUGUCAGUGUUUGAACCCAAAUCAAGUUCUGAGGAUCCCUUUUUUAAACAUAAAUGCCGAUUUUGUGCCAAGGUCUUUGGAAGUGACAGUGCUUUACAGAUUCACCUCCGCUCACAUACAGGCGAAAGACCAUUUAAGUGUAACAUAUGUGGAAACCGCUUUUCCACAAAGGGCAACCUGAAAGUUCAUUUUCAGAGGCAUAAAGAGAAAUACCCUCAUAUUCAGAUGAACCCUUAUCCUGUUCCAGAAUACCUCGAUAAUGUGCCCACCUGCUCUGGAAUCCCAUAUGGGAUGUCACUGCCCCCCGAAAAGCCGGUCACAACAUGGUUAGACAGUAAACCUGUUUUACCAACUGUCCCAACUUCCAUUGGGCUCCAGCUGCCCCCCACUAUAGCUGGUGUGAACAGUUACGGAGACUCUCCAAGUAUCACUCCUAUGAGCAGGUCACCCCAGAGGCCUUCUCCUGCCUCCAGUGAAUGCACUUCUCUAUCCCCGAGCCUCAACACUUCUGAGUCGGGCGUUCCAGCAUCUGCUGAAUCCCCGCAGCCUGUUCAGAGUGGCUCAUCUCUGACCAAGACAGAACCUAUCUCUCUGCCUCCCACGAGCACACGGCUUGGAGACCUUUCUGCAGGUGGGCAAGUUUCUGCAGCUGCCACGUCUUCAAUUCCUACGGUGGUUACAGACAGCAGUGUUGCAACAAGCCUCCCAAACCCUGUGCUUCCAGCAGUGUCUGACCAGUUUAAGGCAAAGUUUCCAUUUGGUGGUCUGCUAGACUCUAUGCAAACAUCAGAAACCUCAAAACUUCAACAGCUAGUGGAGAACAUUGAUAAGAAGAUGACAGAUCCAAAUCAAUGUGUCAUUUGUCACCGUGUGCUUAGUUGUCAGAGCGCUCUCAAGAUGCAUUACAGAACACAUACAGGAGAAAGACCAUUUAAAUGCAAAAUUUGUGGACGUGCCUUUACUACAAAAGGCAAUCUAAAAACACAUUUUGGAGUUCAUCGAGCAAAGCCACCACUUAGAGUACAGCACUCGUGUCCCAUUUGUCAGAAGAAAUUUACAAAUGCGGUUGUUCUUCAGCAGCACAUUCGUAUGCAUAUGGGUGGGCAAAUUCCUAACACGCCACUACCAGAGGGCUUCCAGGAUGCCAUGGACUCAGAGCUUUCCUAUGAUGAGAAGAAUGUUGACACACUGAGCAGCUUCGAUGAUGACAUUGAUGAAAAUUCUAUGGAAGAAGACCUGGAACUAAAGGACACGGCAAGUGAUUCAUCCAAACCCCUUAUCUCUUACUCUGGGUCAUGUCCUUCGUCACCACCUUCUGUGAUCUCCAGUAUUGCUGCUUUGGAGAAUCAAAUGAAAAUGAUUGAUUCUGUCAUGAACUGUCAGCAGCUGACCAGUUUAAAAUCCAUAGAAAAUGGAUCAGGGGAAAGUGACCAUUUGAGCAAUGACUCCUCAUCAGCUGUUGGUGAUCUUGAAAGCCAGAGUGCAGGCAGCCCUGCAAUGUCAGAGUCUUCUUCCUCCAUGCAAGCUUUGUCUCCUGUGAAUAGCAAUAGUGAAAGUUUCAGAUCAAAGUCCCCCGGUCUCAGUAACCAGGAAGAGCCACAAGAAAUACAAUUAAAGACAGAAAAACCAGACAGUCCACCACCCACAACUGAAAAUGGAGGCGCAUUAGACCUGACAUCCACCAACCCGGGAAGACCGGUCAUCAAAGAGGAGGCUCCUUUUAGUCUGCUGUUCCUGAACAGAGAACGUGGUCCCAGCCAAAGUACUCCUAGCCUGGUCACCAGUACAGCACCAACCAUGAUCAAAAUGGAAGUGAAUGGUCACAGCAAGCCGAUCUCUUUGGGUGAGGUUCCCUCGCUUCCAGCUGGAAUCCAGGUUCCUGCUGCACCACAGACAGUGAUGAGUCCGGGGAUCACCCCUAUGCUGGCACCCCCCCCUCGCCGGACUCCCAAGCAGCACAACUGUCAGUCGUGCGGGAAGACCUUCUCCUCAGCAAGUGCACUGCAGAUACACGAGCGCACCCAUACCGGUGAAAAACCGUUUGGUUGCACAAUCUGUGGUAGAGCUUUUACCACAAAGGGGAAUCUUAAGGUUCACAUGGGGACUCAUAUGUGGAAUAACGCCCCUGCACGCCGUGGUCGACGACUCUCCGUGGAAAACCCCAUGGCUUUGCUCGGUGGCGAUGCUCUCAAGUUCUCCGAGAUGUUCCAGAAGGAUUUGGCAGCUCGGGCCAUGAAUGUUGACCCCAGUUUUUGGAACCAAUACGCUGCAGCUAUCACUAAUGGACUUGCUAUGAAGAACAAUGAGAUUUCUGUCAUACAGAACGGAGGCAUUCCUCAGCUCCCAAGGUCAAAAGAGCUGCCUGUUUUUUACGUCUAUGUGUAACACUAGCAUAAUGAGUGAUGAAGUCUUCAGUGAUGUGAUCAGGUAUGUGCAUAGCUCACAGGAUUUGUUGACAAACAUGCCAUUCACACUCCCUCCUUCAGAUGAAGGCAUGAAGCUCGUUAGUGCUGCUGGUAGAGGGCAGCCACAGAUGGGCAGGAGGAUGGAAGUCCUUAUCCUAAAUUCACUCUGCCUGUUGUUACACCACUGAAGCUCUUUGGCCUUUAGUGGAGAUACUCCAGGUUUGUUCUGGUGCAAGACGGACUGCUUCCAGUUUCAGAUGUCUUGCUUUUCCUUAUGCAUUUUCAAAACAAUGGCUAGCUAUACAGUAUUUUAAAGAAAGCCUAAGCAAAAGCAUUCCAGACUUUAUUUUCAAAAGAAGGAAAAGAGAAUACAUAUAUUUUAGUACAUUCCACAGGAUUAUCUCUGUUUUAAAGGAGGUCCUGAAAGAUGAAUAUAAAAAAAUAUAUGGCUGUGCCCCUUAAUAUAUAAUUUGAUGACAUCAUAUGACUAUUCAGAGUAUUCACAUAAAUGAGUAAAAUAACCUGUGAUUUUAUGCAUAUAAGCAAAAGAAUGGGAGACUCCUGCUACAGCUCUGCUAUACAAGGUAUGCACUCACAGGGAAGUGCCUUGCCUUGCAGAUAUGAAAGGUAUCAGCAGACUUAUGAAAAGAAAAAUACAUGUUUGUGCAUGUCACAGGACCAAUGUAUAGUACCUUAUUUUUUCAAAGGGAGAAUGUCUCAAUCAAUUGACUAAGUGACAAAUUCGAAAGCCAACAGCUUUGGGCUGUGCCACUGACAUUCUUAAGGAAGUGGGCAAGUUCUUAAUUCAACUAAUAUUUUGCUUAAGAACAACAUACUUCUGGGGCCUCUGGGAAUCAGGAACUCAGGCCUCUGGAAUCCCCUUGCAGCAUCAGCUAGCACCUUGUAGUAUUGGGAUGAGUUGCCCCAUCAGUAAGACGGGGUAAUACUUUUGUACCUACCUCACAGGGGUGUUGUGAGGAAUAGUCUUAUGUUUGUAUAGUGUUUCAAAGAUGGAAAAUGCUUGGUAUUAUCACUGAGUUUAGAGACUUUACAGUACAUGUACUAUUAUUUAUUAUUUGUACUCCAGUAGUACCUAUGAGCUCCAGUCAAGACUGAGAGGCCUUAUCCUAAAUGUUGUACACUCACCUAGUUGGGACUGAUAGAAAAUUUUACUCAGUAACAUUUAUCAGUGGAGAUAUUUCAUUAUCAAAUGCCUAUUUGAUUCCUAUAGGGUUUAAUUAAAUUAUUUAGAUAUUUAAAUUGAUUAUCAGUUUUAGGCUAUGGCAGAGAGAAUUAUCUAGUAUCACAUUCUGUUUCAAACUUAUAUUGAUUUUCAGAAAAAGUGCACCAAUUUUCUAUGGAUACUCUACAAACAAAUCUUGCCAUUAGUGGAAUUCUACUGUACUUUUUCCUAUUAAAGAUAAAUAUUAAAUUACAUGUGUGUGUAUACAUUAUUAUACACCAAUACAUUAUAUAUGCCUAUAAACAUGUAUGUUUUAAUUUUCUUUAGCUCCUUAGAUUAAUUUCAAACUGUAUGUGGCAUAUUUUGCUCAAAAAUUGCCCAUUUCAGAUGCAACUUAAACAUCGUUAAAUGGUGUUGGCUCUCGGUAAAGAUAUAAAAACUGGAAAACAUGACAACGAAAGACAUAUUGUUGCUAUCAUAUUUAUGAAGGCUUGCAAGGAAAGUGUCUAACUCUCAAAUGUAGUAAAUAACCUUCAGUAAAUCAUAGAAGUCUACUUAGAUUAUGUUGAAAUAAACUACUACAUCAGAAUAAGAUCACUGCAUAUAACUAUGUUAAAAUGAAUAAAUAAUUCCAAAGGUAAUGUUUGCUAUCAUUUGGAUGUUGAACAGAAAGUAAUUUGUUUCCCAGACUGGCAAGCCAUAAGUUAGUAUGUUUUUACAGGUAUCUGAUUUACAAUACUGUGUUAAGCAGCCUCUUUAGCAUCUGGUCAUAUGCUAAAUAUAUUGGCUCAAUUAAUUCUA